AUGGGAGGAUUCCUGCGACGAAUCCAAGACGUGGACCUUCGGGAGAAAAUCGUCCUCGUGCGAGUGGACCAUAACGUGACGAUGAUUGAGUCGAAGAAAGGCGACGGUUUAACCGUCAUUUCCGACGCGUUCCGGGUGGAAAGUUCGAUACCGACCUUAUACGCGAUAAUCGAACGAGGCGGGAGGCCGAUUUUGAUGACGCACGUGAACCGACCGAGAGAUAAAAAGACGAAGAAAAUCACGAUGGAUGAGAAAAGAGACGGGACCAAGGCGAUUGCGAGAUAUUUGAGCGAGAAACUCGGGUGCGUGUUUGCGAGUCCGAGAGUUGUGGAGAAGACGGACAAGGCGGGAGAAGAAGAAGAGGACGACGGCGGGAUCGAAAUGUCGCAAUUUUUUAAAGAUGGAACGAUGCAAACGAUGAUUGCGGAUUUGAAAGCACGAAGGAUUGGCGGGAUAUACAUGCCGAACGUGAGAUGGUUUAGCGGAGAAGAGAGAGGCGGGGAGGAAUGCGGCGCGCGAUUGGCGAGGGAGAUGGCGAACAUGGCGGACGUGUUCGUGAACGACGCGUUCGGGUCGUGGCAGCCGCACGUGAGCACGUUUGAUGUGGCAAAGUUGUUGCCGAGUUACGCCGGGCUGUUGAUGCAGAGAGAGUUGGACGCGAUGAGGAGAGUUUUGGAACCGGUUCGACCGUUUGUGGCGGUCGUCGCGGGAUCGAAAGUGAACACGAAGAUUGGGACGUUGAUCAACGUGGCGAAAAAAUGCGACGCGUUGAUUCUAGGUGGAGUGAUUUAUAACGCGUAUUUAUCGGCUAAGUAUGGAGUGAAAAUCAAAGGCGUGGACGAGGAGGACGUGGAGUUAGCGAGGACGCAUUUAGUGAACGCGGAAGAGGUGCGAGAGAAACUUUUGGAGUUGCCGACGUUGGUUGAAUCGAAAGAAAUAGACGGAUGCGGAUGCGUGCCGGUCGAUGGGAGGUGCACAACCAUGCCGAAAGAGUACGACGACGUUCGCUUGGUGCACGUAAAAGACAUGAAGCCUGGGAAUGAACACUCAUUCAUCAACGAUGUCGCUUCGAUUUCGUACUCAGACGAGAAGAUUGUCCAGGCGGUGAGAACGGCAAAGACGAUUUUAGUCAAUGCGGUUAUGGGAUACACUUCGAAAGGCUUUCACGAAGGCACCGUUGGGCUAGACGAACUCAUUCACAACAACACAGAUAGUUCAUCGCCGGCGAACGUCUUCUUUGGCGGUGGUGAUACUCUCCAAGAGUUCAAAUCCUUAUCGCCGGGAAGUUAUCUCAACGCUCUGGAAAAUCCUCAAACGUAUUUGUUCACCGGAGGCGGGACGGUGUUGAAAGUCAUCGAAGUAGGCGAGGCUGGAAAGUUAGACAUUGUUCGAGUCUUGACCGACGAGGAGGACGAAGACGAAAGAAUACAAGACAAAAAUAAAACGUCGUCGCUCACCGACGCGGAUUUAUACGACGACGACGAAAAGCGGGAAGAUCGAAAGGGAGAUAAAGAAAACGUCCUCGUCGCGAAAAUAAAACAACCCGAAUGCAACGCCGACCGCGUAAACUGCGAUUGCUCGGAUCUCAACGCGCACUACCCGCACCAGCGCUUGUAA
Molecule: messenger RNA, 1617 nt
Organism: Bathycoccus prasinos
Lineage: Eukaryota; Viridiplantae; Chlorophyta; Mamiellophyceae; Mamiellales; Bathycoccaceae
Product: phosphoglycerate kinase
Exons: 1
Coding region: 1-1617 (538 amino acids)
Biological process (GO): glycolytic process; gluconeogenesis
Cellular component (GO): cytosol
Molecular function (GO): phosphoglycerate kinase activity; ADP binding; ATP binding
Source: RefSeq, a predicted model, not a curated record